GAAUCUGUCCCUGUUUUGCGCACAGGCCUCCUGGGGGAGGGGGGCUCAGCCCACUAGCCUCAACAUGCAUGUUGGAGAAUGCUGUAAAAUGCACGCAUCCACACAGCACCAGAUUUGGGACGGUGACCCUGGCCGUUGGCCUGAGAAAGGCCCCCCUCCCUGCCAGAGCUAAUUUAGUUGCCCACCAGCACAGACAGCUUCUUGGGGCAAAGGAGACCACCACACCAAAGAGGGGCUCUGUUGACUUUCUGUUGAGAAACGCCCAGCCAGGCAAAGAAAGGGGGGGUUAAGUGAGGAGCUAGCUUAGAGUCCUCACGCAGUCACAAGAGACUUCAGACUGAUCAUCCCGAGGUUCCAUGGAAACUUGUCUGUUUGUUCCCAAGGGAAGGCAGAUACUCUGGAGAGAUUCCUGUACUAUAGGUGGAACACAAUGAAGCGGUCAAUUGGAUCCUGCCACGUGUGGAUCUGGUUACUUGUGCCUGACCAGUUCUCUUUUGAUGGGACGCCUUCACCCGUGCCAGCGGAGCCACGAGCAAAGCGGUGGCCUCUUCUCAGAAGAGGUCCAGGGGCCGUUUCUCAGGGCAAGGCCCCCGUGAUGUCACAAUGCCCCUUCCCCUUCCGGCUGCAGGUGUGCUGGUGGCUGUGGAUCUGGCGAGGGGCCCCAGCAGCCAACUAGCAGGCGGUUUGAGCCGUGGAGGAUGAGGAAAAGGAGAGCGGCGCUAAAAGUGGCAUCAAAGGGCAAGGAGAAAACAGGAGGAGGAACCUUGUAGGAGUUGAAAACAGGCUCAGAAGAUGAGCAAGGGAACACCUUGAGUGGGAUCCAGAGUCUCCUAAAGGGGAUCCCAAACAAAAGAUGCGGCAUUGGUCAGCAAACCCCCCCAUCCGCUCGAGGAGUCGAUGAAGAGGCUGGGGACCACCAUGGCGGUGGGCCUGAGGAGUCCAAAGCUCAAGCACGAAAACCCCCAGAAGGUCGCAGAGGAAGCAGUGAAGCUGCCAGACCACAUAAAAGACUGCGGGAAGAACUUCAACGAGCAGAAAAGGAAGUACAAUUCCCUCUUCAGGAAGAGUCGAAAGUCUGCGAUGGAGUGGCAGCCUUUUGGGAGUGGCCUUUACUACGUAUCCAGGGGGAAAAAGUCCUGGUACGAUGCGGAGAACUUCUGCCUGUCCAGAGAGGCCCAUCUGACCUCCAUCCUAAGCUCUGAAGAGCAGAACCAUGUGACCUCGCAGCUCACCCAGCCUGCCUGGAUUGGCCUGACCGACGGGGGUCGAGGAAAGUGGGAAUGGACCGACGGCUCCAGAUUAAUAGCCCAGUUCUGGUCUCAGGGCCAUCCCGGCCACUCGGAGCGCCCUGGAGACGGAGAGCAAGGCUGCACAAUUAUUGUCCCAUUGUCUAAAGGGCUGAACUGGAAUGAGGUUGACUGCAAUCAGCUGAAUAGAUGGGUCUGCAAAGGAACUCUGGGUGCGGAAGAGCCCCAAAUUCACCAAACACAUUGACCGGAGCCGAUGAGAUGGACUCAGAAAAUCUUCACUGGGGAGUCAAACCCCACCACUUAUGCCCGAUCAGGAAGAGGCUGUGGAUGGACUCUUUCGUCCGAGCGUAGUUCCUCCAGCUGAGAGACAGGAGAGAGGCUGGUUUUAUGUGGCCUUUCCGUGUCCAGGUGUGGCCUUUUUUCAGAGCAGAGCCAGCCAGACGGCGUUCAGAGGGACAUCAUAAUUCUGGCCUUGAGGCUAAUUCAGGCCCUGAAAAAGCCACAGAGGGAGUGGACGGGGACUCUCCUGGCUCAGCAGUCAGCUGUUAUCUCUACCGAGAAGAUUUCCUGAAGGAACGAGCGGUGAUCUGACUCAUCUGUCACCCCAUUGGUCGCCAGGGUGGAUUCCACUGAUCGGACUGGCUGGCUGGCUGGACCUUU
Molecule: messenger RNA, 1910 nt
Organism: Crotalus tigris (Tiger rattlesnake)
Lineage: Eukaryota; Metazoa; Chordata; Lepidosauria; Squamata; Viperidae
Product: C-type lectin domain family 4 member F-like
Exons: 6
Coding region: 898-1494 (198 amino acids)
Biological process (GO): biological process involved in interspecies interaction between organisms
Cellular component (GO): external side of plasma membrane
Molecular function (GO): carbohydrate binding
Source: RefSeq, a predicted model, not a curated record